AUGCAGCGCCAGCGGCGACGGGAGACCAAGGCCUCAGUGCUUCAUCCGAAGGACCUCCUACCAUCGUUGAACAUGGUGCUGAGGGCUGAGAAUUACGAGAUGUCGACAUCCUGUUUGAUGAUGCGCCGUACCUCGGCGCCCCUCUUGGAGCGCGUGCACGAAGCAUGCGUUCAAAAACUACGAGAUACAUACGGUGUCCUGUGGGGCCUUCACGAAGGCGAUUUGAUAGCACUGGUCAGCUCCAUCUUACGAGCAUUCAAAGAAAUCGACUCCCAUAUUCAAGUGGACAAGUCACAUGAAAUACAGUUCAGUGCGGUGGUUCAUGCUGCGGCUCAUGCUGUGAACACUUUCAUACAAUCGGAGAAGGGCCGAGCUGUAUCGGCGAAUCUAUGUGCUACCCAGAACCUCUCUCUCGAUAUCGUUCAGCAACAGGACCAAGAAGACGCUCCAGAGAAGUUGAUCGUGAUGUAA
Messenger RNA from Neoarthrinium moseri, 471 nucleotides. RefSeq lists its product as uncharacterized. NCBI's taxonomy places the organism in Eukaryota, Fungi, Ascomycota, Sordariomycetes, Amphisphaeriales, Apiosporaceae. The record is from RefSeq and is a predicted model, not a curated record. Bases 1 to 471 code for a protein of 156 amino acids. The transcript has a single exon.